AGCUGUAUACGCGCUACACUGUUCACUGCAUACCAUUUUAAUUGAUUUGUUUUUAAACUUUACGCACGUUUAGCUUGUUAAUGUUUGUUGUCUUGUUACCGAAGUUAGCUUGUUUGAAAACGAGGCUUUGUUGUAGCUAGCUCACGUUAGCUUUACUGUUAGCUUUAAGCCUUUCUCUUACAGCACAUGUAAAGUUAAGUUUUCAUUAUUUCAGGAACUACUUCACACAUUUAUACUCUAUCUUCUCAUUGAUGUCUGCGGGUAAACAUCAACUGUGACAAUGUCUGAUAGUGACGGCUUAGCUUCUGAGCCUGCUGGACUUGAGGGUCUGCCACCCAUGUACAGCAUUGCCAAAGGGGAGGUUGUUUCUGUGCAGACCUAUGGAGCCUUUGUCAGACUGCCUGGAUACAAGAAGGAAGGCCUGGUACAUGUGAGUGAAAUGUCAGCAUCUCGGGUUGAGAAUGCCUCAGAGAUUGUGGAUGUUGGGGAAAAGGUGUGGAUUAAAGUCAUAGGAAGAGAGAUUCGUGGUGACAAGGUGAAACUGUCCUUCUCAAUGAAAGCUGUCAAUCAGGGCACAGGGCAGGACCAGGACCCAAACAAUGUUAUGGCCGAACAGGAUUCAAGGCGACGUAAGCAGUUCAGAGAUCACACAGGCAACAGGAUCACACUGGAGGCUGUACUCAACACAACUUGCUCAAAGUGUGGCUGCAAAGGUCACUUCACAAAGGACUGUUUCUCUGCCCCCGGCUUGCAGUACGCUCUUUUGCCUGAAGAUGAUGAUGUAGCUCCACAGCAGCCACAACAGCAGACCUCCACAGUUGCACCACAGCAGGACUCAGACAAAAAGAAGAAGAAAAAGAAGGAGAAGAAAUUGAAGAAGAAGAGGAAGAGGGAGAGGAAAGAGUCGGAGAGCGACAGCAGCAGCAGCAGUAGUGAAUGUAAAACCAAGAGGAGGCGCCGUGACUCAGACAGAGAGGACAAAAAGAAGAAGAAACACAAGAAACAUAAAUCACACAAACACGACUGAGGCAACCACACAUCUACAGUCACUUGUACACACACAGACACAUACCCCAGCUAGCAGACAGACACAAGAGGGGAAGUGGGUGCAAGAGACAGAAUGGCAGACUUCCUGCUUUGUAUCUUUAAAUGAAAUGAUAGAAUCAUCCUUUUAAGUUCUGAAUGUUGGGCGUAUGCCUCCACUUAGACAUUGCAUCAAGUUUAAAAAAAGAAUAAAAAAUUCAAAACGUAGCAAGAGGGACAGUGCUGUAAAAAUCCAGGGAUAAGCAUCCUUGUUCUAAAGUAACCUCCAGCUCCCCCCACAGAGGGAGGGGCUUGCACACCCUACGUAACAGGAUAAGUGUAAGUCAUAUGGCAGCAAGUGGCUAUCCCCCUCUGAAUCCAGAUAUUGUUUUCAGCUAUCUGGUUUCUUACUCUCUGGGAAAUCCAUUAAAACAGUGAAGCUGAGGGGGUCUGACAUAAAAGUCCUGAACAAACCACACAGACAAAGAUAAACACAAACACACAGACACAUAUAGGAAGUAGUCAAACACAAACAGGACAUGUAUUUCAGCACAAGUGAGCCUGACAGGAAGUUAAAGCUUCAGUGAUAUCCUGAGGCUGUCUGUCCCUUUAUUUGUGCGAUUGUGUGUACAUGUGGUUUGUGUAUCUUGCCUCCAAGGGACUGCCCGCAGGAAACACUAACACACACACACACAUCUAACCUUCCUGCAUGUCAACUGCUUCUGCUUCAUUAAAAGUGUUUUUAUUUGUACUGUA
Messenger RNA from Labrus mixtus (cuckoo wrasse), 1779 nucleotides. It is a transcript of the gene zcchc17, whose product is annotated as zinc finger, CCHC domain containing 17. Gene Ontology annotation, biological process: RNA stabilization. Gene Ontology annotation, molecular function: RNA binding; zinc ion binding. The record is from RefSeq and is a predicted model, not a curated record. The transcript is spliced from 7 exons. Lineage: Eukaryota; Metazoa; Chordata; Actinopteri; Labriformes; Labridae. Bases 281 to 1027 code for a protein of 248 amino acids.